This is a messenger RNA of Eurypyga helias (sunbittern), 1364 nucleotides long. It is a transcript of the gene NASP, whose product is annotated as nuclear autoantigenic sperm protein (histone-binding). Gene Ontology annotation, biological process: CENP-A containing chromatin assembly; DNA replication-dependent chromatin assembly. The record is from RefSeq and is a predicted model, not a curated record. The coding region runs from base 1 to 1251 and encodes 416 amino acids. Lineage: Eukaryota; Metazoa; Chordata; Aves; Eurypygiformes; Eurypygidae. Gene Ontology annotation, cellular component: nucleoplasm. Gene Ontology annotation, molecular function: histone binding. The transcript is spliced from 14 exons.
AUGGAAGAGGAAUUGGCAGCUCCUUCCACAUCCACAGACAAGACAGACAGUAUGGAUGUGGAUGGAGAAUCAAAGAAACUGUUGGGUUUAGGACAGAAGCACUUGGUAAUGGGAAAUAUUCCGGCUGCUGUUAACGCGUUCCAGGAAGCUGCGAGCUUACUGGGUAAAAAAUAUGGUGAGACAGCGGAUGAGUGUGCAGAAGCUUUCUUUUACUAUGGAAAAUCUCUCCUAGAGUUGGCGAGAAUGGAGAACGGUGUGCUGGGCAAUGCCUUAGAAGGGGUGCAGGUUGAAGAGGAAGGAGAAAAAGCUGAAGGUGAUGCCGCGCAACCAACUGCUGAUGGUAUAGAAGAAACAGAAGAAUCUGAAGAGGAAGAUAAAGAAAAUGAUAAAGCUGAAGAUAAGGAGAAUGAGUUGGCAAUGGAAGACAAGUCUUUGCAGGAAAGUGAGGAGGAUGAAAUUGGGAAUCUUGAGCUGGCCUGGGACAUGCUGGAGUUGGCAAAAGUCAUCUACAAGAGACAAGACACGAGAGAAGCUCAGCUCCACGCAGCUCAAGCUCACCUGAAGCUGGGAGAAGUUAGCAUUGAGUCAGAAAACUACGUGCAGGCGAUAGAGGAGUUCCAGGCCUGCCUGGCGCUGCAGCAGAAGUACCUGGAGGCUCAUGACCGGCUGCUAGCGGAGAGCCACUACCAGCUGGCGCUGGCCUACCACUACAACAGCCAGUUCGACGAGGCCGUCCUGCAGUUCGGUAAAUCCAUGGAAGUCAUUGACAAGAGGAUGGCCAUGCUCACGGAGCGAAUGAAGAAGGCAGAGGGCGGGUCCCCUGAGGAUGAGAAGGAGAUUGAAGAGCUGAAGGGGCUGCUCCCUGAAAUUAAAGAAAAGAUAGAAGAUUCAAAGGAGUCUCAAAAGAGCGCGAGAGUAGCUGAGCUGGCGCUGAAGGCAACUCUGGUUGGAACCACGUCGGGCUUUGCACCAAGUGAGGACAGCGGCUCCGUUUCCACCAUUCCUGUAAGGAAAGCGGCCGAUGGUGCAUCUCAGUGUGUCACGGACAUCUCCCACCUCGUCAGGAAAAAGAGGAAACCGGAGGAGGAGGCUCCGCAGGGGGACAACGAAGCUAAGAAAUCCAGACCGGAGCCGGCUGUCAAUGGUGCUGCUGCUGCUCCCAGUGGGAAUGAGGUGGCAGAAAAAAUGGAAGAGGAGACAGAGAUAAGGCCGCAGGCGGAAUCGGGGGCUGCAGUUGAAAGCACAGUAUGAUAAUUCUUUAACCUCGGACACUCCUCUCCUUACAAGGAAAAUGGUUUUGUAUAUAGUGUAUUUUUUCACUUUUUGGCAACUUUUGUAUGACUUCAAUAAAGAUUGUAAGCAAA